Molecule: messenger RNA, 1445 nt
Organism: Phoenix dactylifera (date palm)
Lineage: Eukaryota; Viridiplantae; Streptophyta; Magnoliopsida; Arecales; Arecaceae
Source: RefSeq, a predicted model, not a curated record
CCGAAUCCAAAUAAAAGGCCGCUCUUUCGGCCUUGGGCCGGCCUCUCUCGUUCGUCCCUCUUUUCUAGUGAACCCAGUUCUCGAGUCUCGGGACAUUCUAAUAUUCUCUGUAACAGGAAUAGAUUUUGAUUUUUUUUGAUACCUUUACCUUCUUUCCUGUUUGGCGCUCUCUGGCUUUUGUAAGGCCGAUCUGUCAAGGCUGCGUGCUGGAUUAGUUUGGUUUUAGGUUUUUGCGAGUCGAUUUCCGAGUUUGGUGUUAGUCUGAAAGAAAUAAGCUGGGGAGUAUACGACGAAGUAUCUUCAGUUCUUCAGUAACAAUAGAAAGAGACAGUCAAAGAGAUGCAAUGUCUUCCCAUUCAAAGUUGUCUGGCAUGCAAAAGCAGGUCUUGGGGCUAUACAGAAGCUUUCUUCGAGUGGCACGUUUGAAGACCCCAGAAGAGCGUUGUAGAAUUGAGUCAAAAAUCUCAGAUGAGUUCCGCCAUAAUGCAAAGAAUGUUGAUCGCAAGAAUUUCCUUUACAUUGAGUAUUUGCUGCGACGGGGAAAGAAGCAGCUCGAGCAACUUAAGAGUCCUGAUACUGUUGGAUUAUAUGCCUUCAAAGUCACUCACGACAUCUGUCGCGACAAGUACCCAAUCUAAUGACCAGAUCUCCGAGCCUGCAUCUGAUGAACCCCAUGGUGACAAACCAGGCAACAGCUCUCCAGCAAGUUGAUCUUGACAACAUAAUACAUGCUACCUCUUAAUAAACACAUGGGACAUGGAAUUUGUCAGUUGCAUUUCUGUGAGAUGUUUAACUUGACAGAUUCUCCAAUUCAUAUCUGGCAGCAAAUUAUCAGAGUUGGACUGGUAUUCAUAAAAAUGAGUUUUGUAGCCUGCAUCACCAGAAUGGGUGCCAUGGAGCUUGCACAAAUAAAAAGAUGGUUGACCCACAUUUGCAUGGAGAGAUGCAGAUCCACUUCAUGAUAGGCCACUGUGAACUAACAAAUGUAAUUUCAGGAAAUUUACCACUAGUUGAGAUGAAACGCAUGAUUAAUUGACCAUAAAUGUAGCAAAUUCAGCAUCCCAAAGCAAAUGUGUUCUUUUAUUCAGAGAAAUGGCAUUCUUUUACGCCACCAAAUAUUCACUUGCACCUCCUACCAUUCAACCCUUAUGUAAGCCAGGGGCAUCUAAAAGCUUCCUUUUUGCUGCCCUCCAACUAUUAAUAGGGGCAGCUACUCCAUUUAAACCAGCUGAAUGAGAUGGUAAAAUUUGUUCCUCUGAGUCAGAGGAUUAUCUGGCAUCUGGUAUCUCCCAGUCAAAUAAUUUGUUGAACAUUAUACAGCUGUGCUUUCUUUUCCCUGAUGUGUAACAUGUAUGAUGCUAUGUUCAAGACCAUACCUGCACACAUGCCUAUGAUCAGUGGACUUAUAUUACUGCUUCAUAAUGCAUAUGUCUUUAUAUAUUUAA